Carassius gibelio (silver crucian carp) is the source of this 2019-nucleotide messenger RNA. RefSeq names its product TM2 domain-containing protein 3. The transcript has 6 exons. The coding region runs from base 107 to 838 and encodes 243 amino acids. The record is from RefSeq and is a predicted model, not a curated record. Lineage: Eukaryota; Metazoa; Chordata; Actinopteri; Cypriniformes; Cyprinidae.
UCAGCCGUUGGGACUUUUACGCAAGCGGAAGCGGAAGUUGAGUCCAUCGGCAGCGCAGUAGUGUUCUGGAUGUUGGUAAACAGACUGAGAUGUGUUUUUGAACAUCAUGAGCUCGUAUCUGAUGCUGUUUCUGCUUCUGCUGGACAUUUACUGCAGAUCUGUGAUCGCGUAUCUGAGCUCUCACGUGGCUCAGGAGCCGGUGUACUCCGUGCAGCAGAGUCCGGUGAUGAGCCGCCCGCUGGCCCUGACCUCGUCCUCUGCGGCUCCAGCGCUGACCGACCGUUACCUGUCCAGGUGUCCCAGCGGCGGUCAGUGCUCCAGACUCCCGGCCGACUGCAUCAUCUGCUCGUUUCAUCACAACUGUAGCUACGGCCGUCCGGCUAACUUCACCUGCAGAGCUAAAGCAGGCGUCCACUGUGUGGGCGACCCGAGUCGACCGCAGCAGAACUUCUCGCUCACGCUGGACUGUCGCUUCUGUUGGCAGCUGGAUCCGUCUCAGUACAUCUGCUCAGACUCCAGCAGCUGCUCGACAGUGUCCUGUCCACGCAGACGCUACAACACCAGCUGUGAAGCUCUGGAGCACGUGCACUGCCUCGGGAAGCGAGUGUUUCAGAAGCGUCUGUUCUGUAACUGGACGGGGGGGUAUAAGUGGUCCACGGCUCUGGCUCUCAGCGUGACUCUGGGGGGCUUCGGAGCGGACCGCUUCUAUCUGGGCCAGUGGAGGGAAGGUCUGGGGAAGCUCUUCAGUUUGGGCGGUCUGGGCGUCUGGACACUGAUCGACGUGCUGCUGAUCGCUGUGGGAUUCGUGGGACCAGCCGACGGCUCGCUCUACAUCUGAGGCUUCACCCUCCACACGGGGCACGUCCCCAGGCCUUCAGAGGAAGACUGAUGAACACACUUCUGAAACAUGUAGAAUAUGUAUCAUAACUCUUCUGUGUGAUGUUACUGCUGUGUGUAUAUAUGAGUGUGAUCCUCACGGUUGAUUUCUGAUUAAAACUCAGUCAGGCUGAUGUUAUAUCUCACAGUUAUGAGAAGAAAAGUCAGAAAUGAGAUGCAAACUCUGAAAUGUGAUAAAAACUGAAGAGCAAGAUUUUAAAUCAGAAUUGUGAAAUAUGCAAACUUACAAUUGUGAGGGAAAAAAGUUGCUAUUACGUUACUUUAUAUAUGGCAAUUGUUAUAUAUAUAUAUAUAUAUAUAUAUAUAUAUAUAUAUAUAAUUAUUUAUUUAUUCAUUUUGCAAGAAUUUCAAGGAAAAAAAGAAAAAAAUGCAAUUUGCUGUAUUUUUAUCCUGUGGCAGAAAACAAGCUUCCAUAGAAAAUACUGUAAACAGAAAACCAACACAUUUUCACCAUGUUUUUAGGAAUAAAAUGUUGUGAAAUCUGAAUUAUGUCAUUAACUUACUUCUUGAUUUUACUGUACAUUACGCCAUAUGGACAUCCACUCAGAGAUAGUCAGCACUGAUAAGCUGUUACUAAAUAUAAUGUAGAAUAUAUUUUGCAUCGUGACAGACUCCAUACGAAUGAGCUUGUAUUGUAUUGGUGCUUCUGAUCAGUGAGUAGAGCCGCACGAGUGCUGGUGAUGGAAGAGUUAAACAGCUCUGAAUAUUUGUAGAAUGUGAACAUCUUGUGUAAUCAGUGAGAACAGGACGCUUCGAGAGCCUUCGGGCUCUUUCAUCAUGUUCCAGCCUGAACACACACACACAGUGAGUGAAUGUAAGCGCUGGUGUCAUAUCAACACACACGUCUGUGUUUUCAGCUCAUCCUGACCUUCGACUGCAGACUCUGUUCUCACUUUCACUCUCCUGCUUUAAAAGAAGCACAAACCCGGCUGUGUUCCAAAGCUCCAGCACAUACUGCACAGUGCACACUGCUGUUAAACAGUAGUACAGUGUGUUCCUAACCAGUGCUUCAUGGGGAUCUUAAAUCUGUCAUUAGUCUCUGUUGUUGUUGUUCAGUGAGGAGUGGAUCCUAACAUUCUUCAAAAUAUCUUCAUGUUUCACAAAAUAAAGAAAGUCAAGGUU